UUUCUUCAGAAAUAAAUCCCAUCGAGUUCAAUGGUUUUUCCUAUUGAGGAGGGAGACUCGAGCAUUCAUAUGUGCAGCCAGAUUUUAUGCAUGGUUACUCGGAAGCAAGUGCCAAUGCGUUCAAUAGGAGAUUGCAUCCGUGAACCGAUGCAGCUUUACUCGGAAGAAAGCCCCAUCGAGUUUCAGAAGAGUUGCAGUCUCUAAACCACAUUCAUUGUAGUUGGCUUUAUAUUUUACAGCAAACGGUGCCAGGAGCCAGCUGUUUUUAAAGAACGGUAAUUCACCCCCUUGUUUCCCACAGAAACUUUUUUUUGGUUGCUUUCUCGUUAAGUCUGCUUGGCUCCACCCAGAUCUGAGAUAUGAUAGGGCUUGUCAGAAAGAAGGAAGUCUUUCCAGAGCCUCGUGUGCUUUCAGCUGCGAGUUAUCUUCUCUCCUGCAUCCCCGCUGUAAUGAGGCAUUGAAAAGGCAAUAAUACUGAAGUACAUAAGUAAUUCAGUGGAGCAGUGUAUGUGAAAGUAUGUCUGUGAAUAUCUGAUGCACAUUCAUGGGAAAAUGGAACCUUGUGGAAUUGGUCUUAUUGUCUGGGUGCUUGCCUCCUUUUCUGGUCAGACAGCUAGUUAUCCCAAUGGAAAAGUACAAGAGGUCUGUGACAGCAUGAUACCCGUCCAUGGAUAUUCUUCACAGUUAUUUCCAAAGCACAUCAUUGAAGUGAACGCGACACAAUUCAAACCUGGGGAUCAUGUGAAAGUGAGCUUGUCAGGGCCUGCAUUUGAAGGUUUCUUUCUGCAAGCUCGUAGUGCCAAGAACCUGAGAAGCCCUGCCAUUGGCUCUUUUGGGCUAACUGACAAAACAAAAUCUCAGCUCCUCACCUGUGGACGUGUGAAGAAUUCAGCUGUUAGUCAUACAAGUAAAUCUAAGAAAACCCAUAUAGAUGCCUACUGGAUUGCUCCUAGAGAUGCACCAGAAACAGUGCAGUUUCUAGUCACAGUUGUAGAAAAAUAUAAAACUUUCUGGGUAAAAAUCCCUGGUCCUGUAAUUUCCCAGUUUCAUGUACCUGUCUGGACAACAACAUUUACUUAUGAGUCUAUUCCAACAUCUCAACCAAUUUCCCAUUUAACAAAACCAUUCAAUGCUUCAGACUGUGGCAUUACCAAGUUCUGUGUGAGAAACCCUUCAGACUGUGAUCCUAAAACCAAAGAUUGCUUCUUCCUGUCCUUCAAGCAAGACAUUAGUGUGAUGCUGGUUGAAAUGAGUGGUCCAAGUGAAGGCUAUAUUGCAUUUGCAUUGUCUCAUGACCAAUGGAUGGGUGGUGGCGAUGAUGCAUAUCUUUGCAUUAGCGACGACCAUCAAGUUGGCAUAAGUGCAGCCACUCUAACUGGGCGUGGUUAUCCAACCUUUGACUCUCAGAAUGCCCUUGAAGAAAUGUCAUGGAGGCUGGCUGAUGGUCUUAUUCAAUGUUCUUUCCAAAGGAAAAUUCAUCUUUCUGCUUUGCAAGGAAGGUUUAAUUUGGAUGCAGACUACUACAUAUUUCUGGCAGAUGGUGACGUUAGUGAAGAUGGUACCAUCCAUAAGCACCACAGACAGCCCCUCAUUACCAACAGGAAAUACAAUGUAACAUACCCACCAGAAGAUAUUGGGGGAUCCCGCUCUCCAUCAAUCAUCAAGGCACAUGGUGCACUGAUGUUUGUUGCAUGGAUGACCACAGUUAACAUUGGUGUCAUUAUUGCUCGAUUCUUCAAGACAGCUUGGUCUCAUUCAUUGUGGUUUGGAGAAGAGAUCUGGUUUCAGGUUCAUCGUAUGCUAAUGAUGACAACCGUUUUACUUACAAGUAUAUCUUUUGUUCUUCCUUUUGUAUACCGUGGAGGUUGGAGUCAGCAAGCCAGCUUCCAUCCCUAUCUUGGUUGUACAGUGAUGGCUUUGGCACUCAUCCAGCCCCUUAUGGCAGCAUUCAGACCACUUCCCCAAGCACCAAGAAGGCAAGUUUUUAACUGGCUACAUUGGAGCACUGGUACAACAGCUAGAAUAUUAGCUGUGGUAACAAUGUUCCUGGGCAUGGAUUUGGCAGCUCUCAAUCUUCCAAAUCCCUGGGACAUCUAUACCAUGAUUGGAUUUGUGGCUUGGCAUGUUGGCGUUGAUGUUCUUCUGGAGAUUCAUGGCUAUUGUCUCAUUCACAGAGUUGAAGUAUUAGAAGAUGACAGGGUACAAAUUUUGCAGUCUCUUACCUCAGUGGAGGCACAGGGCCAUACAUUUAAAAAGACAGUGUUAAUCAUCUAUAUUUGUGGGAAUAUAGCAUUUCUCGUCACCUUCCUGACACGAAUUGGACAAGUAUGACAGCAAGGCCAACUAGAGCGUGAAAGAAUUAUCCAGUGGAGGACUGCCACCUUGAACUUGCACAGCAAACAGACCACACACAAAACUUUCACAUUUCCAUCCAGGAUUUCAAAAACCAUUAUGUGAAUAUAGUCCUCUUUUCCACACAGUGGUCUAAUGGCAAAUCUAAAAAUUUUCUACAAGUGUGUUUUUCUAGCCCUGAUUAGGUUCUGCCUGAAUAUCCAUAGAUGGACAUGUUGUUUCAACAAUCUGUGCUCCCACUAUGUGGCCUCUUCUAGUGGCGCAGGGCUCCAGAAAGAGGAUCUUCACUUGUGACCAAUUGUGUGUUCUUUGUUUCAGGGCCAUUUACUCAAUGAACUGGACUGCGUGUAGUCUACCUCUUGGUUGUUCAGGUUUUAGCCUUGUCAGGUUUAAACUGCAUGUUCCCCAUCGGAAGUCCACAUGCUAUUCACACUCUCUCUUCACUUGCAGCCCUCUCUGUGGUACUGUAGAAGGAUAUGGGAUGCAUUCUUAAUUUUGGCCUGUGCUUUAGGAGAUGAUACAUUGUCCACACAUUUCCACUCCCUCUCUCCCCCAAAUUGGGGUGCAGGUACCUAUUUUGUCAUGAAAGCAGACUUAAAAAAUAAAAGCUUCCAUGAGAAGUUCCUUUUCACUGUAGCUCUGAGAAAGAACAGAGAAGAGUUCAAGAGUGACACUUGCUAUAAAUAUGCCUUUGAUAUGCAGAAAUAAUUACACUUGUAAUAAAUGGCUGUGCACUUUACCAAAGUGAGAGAGAAUAACAUAGAUCGAAACUUUGCAGGUGCUCAAUUAUAAGUCUAUUUUAUUUUUGCAAUUGGAGAACUAAUGUUUUGUAUAGAAUCAAUUGUAUUCGGAUUUCUUAACAAUUUUCAGACUGAAAAGACCAAAGAAUGAUGAGUGUAAUGAAUUCCAAGUGUAAUGGAAACUGAGCAUACACUCAGUUUCCUGAAAUGUCUUCCAUUUCUGUGAUGCUUAGUUGAUCUUCACCAUAAGUUUCUCAAAAGAUAACUGGUGUUACAGUAAAAAUUGUUCCUGUAAAACUUUGCAUUGACUUUGCAAGCUCUACCAGAUUUAGACUAUGGAUUUCUUCAUCUUUUCUUCUGAAGAAAAAAAUGAUAUUGUAUUUAUGUGAGCUGCCUAUGAUGGCUGGCUUGCUUUCAUAGUUCACCCAAUUUUUAUAGCCCAAGUACAUGACCAUUAUUAAUACUGGUUUACUCGUUGUGUUGGAUUCCAGUGUGUCAAAUGUUUUAAAAUUAUGUUAUAACAGUGUGAGUUGUCUAAAUUAAAGCAUUUGUAUAUAA
Messenger RNA from Heteronotia binoei (common prickly gecko), 3650 nucleotides. RefSeq names its product ferric chelate reductase 1 (gene FRRS1). The coding region runs from base 535 to 2331 and encodes 598 amino acids. The transcript is spliced from 18 exons. Lineage: Eukaryota; Metazoa; Chordata; Lepidosauria; Squamata; Gekkonidae. The record is from RefSeq and is a predicted model, not a curated record. Gene Ontology annotation, molecular function: oxidoreductase activity, acting on metal ions.